UCCGGCGUCCAAACGCCAAUUCAUUUUCUAGUGUUAUAAUUGACGCGGUGGGCGUCACAACCGCAACGUGCGCUAAUCUUAAUUCUUCUUAUGUUUCUCGUUUGACGUUUGCUUCUCGUCAAACUAGAAUCCUAGUUCACACUUUGAUCAAGCUUUUACAUUUUGCUUAAUUUCAACCAAACCUACAUUUUCCAUUACAAAGAAUCCUAGUAAAAUUGGGAAAAAAUAAUUGCAAAAAUGGCGAUGGCCGGUCUGUAUAGACGACUGCUUCCUUCUCCUCCCGCAAUUGAUUUCGCAUCCUCAGAAGGAAAGCAACUUUUCUUGGAGGCUAUCCAAGGUGGAACAAUGGAAGGUUUUUAUAGGUUGAUUUCUUACUUUCAGACUCAAUCAGAACCGGCAUAUUGUGGAUUGGCCAGCCUUUCCAUGGUCUUGAAUGCCCUUGCCAUUGACCCAGGAAGAAAAUGGAAGGGACCGUGGCGGUGGUUUGAUGAAUCUAUGUUAGACUGUUGCGAACCUCUGGAAAAGGUUAAGGAGAAAGGCAUCUCAUUUGGGAAGCUUGUUUGUUUGGCUCACUGUGCUGGUGCAAAAGUUGAAGCUUUCCGCACAAAUCAAAGCUCCAUCGAUGACUUCCGAAAGUAUUUAAUAAGAUGCUCUUCUUCUGAUAAUUGUCAUGUGAUCUCGUCAUACCAUAGAGGGAUUUUUAAACAGACAGGAACAGGCCAUUUUUCACCUAUUGGUGGCUAUCAUGCUGGAAGGGACAUGGCACUGAUUUUAGAUGUUGCACGUUUUAAGUAUCCUCCACACUGGGUUCCACUUUCACUUCUUUGGGAAGCCAUGGAUAGUGUUGAUGUAGCAACUGGACAACAGAGAGGUUUCAUGCUUAUAUCAAGGCCUCAUAGAGAGCCAGGACUUCUCUAUACGCUGAGUUGUAAGCAUGAGAGUUGGGUUGGUAUUGCUAGGUAUUUAAUGGAAGAUGUUCCUAAUCUUGUGAAGUCAAAGGAUUUUAAGGUUAUAGAGAAUGUUCUCUCUUUUGUUUUCAAAUCACUUCCGUCAAAUUUUGGAGAGUUUAUCAAGUGGGUUGCAGAAGUCCGGAGGCGAGAGGACGGUGAUAACAGUCUAAGCCAGGAGGAGAAAGGGAGGCUUGCUGUUAAGGAAGAGGUGCUAAAGCAAGUGCAAGAAACUGGUCUUUUUAAACACGUUGUGGCAUUUUUAUCUUCAGUAAAUUCUUGUUGCAGAAACAUGCCAUCUUUAGGUCAUAAAGAUGAUUUGCCUGAUGUUGCUGCUAGUGUGUGUUGCCAAGGGGCAGAAAUUUUGGCUGGAAAGUUUGGUUCCUCAGUAAGGUUUUGUUGCCGGGAAACCUGUGUGAAAUGCUUGAAUACAGAUGGUGAUAAUCCCACUACUGUGGUGUCGGCAACAGUUGUAGAUGGUAGCAGUCAGCAAGGGGUUGAUGUGCUGGUUCCUUCAUCCCAAAUGGGAGACUGUGGCUGUGGCCCAAGUGAUUGCAUUGGGAUGUACCCAGCUGGAAAUGAUAUUUUAACUGUCCUCUUGCUUGCCUUGCCUACAGAAACCUGGUCUGGUAUGAAGGAUGAGAAGCUUUCGAAAGAAAUUCAUGACCUUGUUUCAACAGAAAAUCUUCCUACUUUGCUCCAAGAAGAGGUUUUGCAUCUGCGGGGGCAGCUCCACCUUCUCAAGAGAUGCCAAGAGAAUAAGGUAGAUGAGAAUCUCGGCGCACCACAAAUGUAGCUUCCUCUUCAUCUCUGUAUAUUAAUUUAGUGGUUACCUCUUAUGUUGUAACCGAAGAACACAUUUUAUCUUGUGCUCUGAAAAUGUAUAAUUUCACAUACGCAUUGCACAAAGCCAUUUAUUGCGGUUUUUUAGGUUAUACUCUGGGAAGCAAAUGGUGUAUCCCUGGGAUCGAAAUGUCUUUAUCAAGGAGCAAAAAGCGUUUUCCAGAGAUCAAAACCUCACUAUGAAGAGUUAAGGAGCACACUUCAGAGAUCAAAAUCUCAUGGUGAAGAGGAAAGAGUUGUGUUCCAAAGAUUAAAAUGUUCAAAAUGGAGUCCAUUAAUAUGCUAAAUAAUUGGUCCAAGUACUGAUUUAUGUUAGAAAUUUAUCCGUGAACUGAAAUUGUGAUUUGGCCUUCAUAAUGCAUGAUUAUAUCUUGAAUAAUUUAGUAUUUUUUUAAAAUAUAAAUUGUAAAUGAAAGUGCUUUUUACACUGCUAAAAG
Pistacia vera is the source of this 2227-nucleotide messenger RNA. RefSeq names its product glutathione gamma-glutamylcysteinyltransferase 1-like. Bases 238 to 1743 code for a protein of 501 amino acids. Gene Ontology annotation, biological process: response to metal ion; cellular detoxification of cadmium ion; detoxification of copper ion. Gene Ontology annotation, molecular function: metal ion binding; glutathione gamma-glutamylcysteinyltransferase activity. The record is from RefSeq and is a predicted model, not a curated record. The transcript is spliced from 8 exons. NCBI's taxonomy places the organism in Eukaryota, Viridiplantae, Streptophyta, Magnoliopsida, Sapindales, Anacardiaceae.